AUGGCUUCGGGAAAUCUGGAUAACAAGGGCAAGGGCAAGGCUGUACUGAAUGAUGACAUCUCUGCGCCAAUGGCAGUGGAUGCUGUUCCUCUGAUGGCGGCUGGCUCAUCAGGAGGAGAGUCAGUGAGGUCGGCGGCGGCUGAGGCUAUUCCUCCGGCGGCGAUGGCGGCGCCGCCGGCGAUCCAUCCCGGAUCCCAGUUCCAGCAACUUGACAAGAGCCUCAUCCUCCUCAUCAAAUGCGUCAUGCAGCAGUGCGUGAGGGCGAUGGAGGCAGGGAACACCGAGGCGGCGAACAGUGCUCUGGUAGCCCUGUCGUCCGUCUCAUCCCUCGACGGCGACACCAUCCAGCGCCUGACGUCCGCCUUCACCGAGGCGCUCGCACGGCGCGCGCUAGAGCCGCUGCAGGGCCUGUCCUGGUCGGUCCAGGAGCAGCUCCGUACGCCUCCGCCGCCGGCGUACGCCGCCGUGGCGCGCCAGUGGUUCCACUCGCUGUGCCCGCUCCUCCGCGCCGCCAGCUUGGCCGCCAACCACGCCAUCGUCAAGGCGGUGGAGGGCGAGCAGGACGUGCACGUCGUCGACCUCGGCGGCGCCAACCCAAGGCAGUGGAUCGAGCUGCUCCGCCUCCUGGCGGCGCACCCCGGGGGCGCGCCGUCGUCGCUGCGCCUGACCAUCGUCAGCGACCACGCCUUCUUCCUGACCUGCGCCACCGAGGUGCUCACCGCGGAGGCCACGCGCCUGCACGUCCCCUUGGUGCUCAACCCGGUGCGAGCCCACAUCGACAACUUCUCGCCGACCGUCAUCGCGUCCCUCGGCGUACAGCGCGGACCGGCCUUGGUGCUCUCGUCGACGCUGCAGCUCCACCGCCUGAUCGCCGACGCGACCAUCGUCAGGCACGCGGAGCGGGAGCACGAGACGAUGACUAGGGCGGACGCGCUCCUCCACGUGCUCCGCGACCUGUCCCCGAAGCUGCUGGUGCUGACGGAGCAGGAGGCCGACCACAACGACGGCGGCGAGGGUCGGGGCGGGCUCUGGGACCGCGUAAACAGCGCCUUCGACUACUACGCGGUCCUGUUCAAUGACCUGGAGGUGUCCCACGUGCCGCGCGAGUCGCUGGACCGCGCGGUCGUGGAGCGGCUGCAUCUCCGGGAGGAGAUCGUGGACAUCGUCGCCCGUGACGGCGCGGCGCGGCGGGAGCGCCACGAGAAGAUGCUGCGCUGGGUGCCGCGGAUGGCAGCGGCCGGGUUCCAGCCCGCGGCGGUGACCAUGGACGGGUUCAAGGAGACGAUGAGGCUGGCAAACCAGCUAUCCGACGGCGACAGGCAAAAGCCGCUGUAUCGGGUAACCGCUGUGAAGGGGUGCUUCUUCGUCCACUCGUGCUGGGCCCCUAUGUUCUCAGUUUCGUUGUGGCAGCCGGCGCCCGGCGACGAUCAGUGA
Miscanthus lutarioriparius is the source of this 1434-nucleotide messenger RNA. Lineage: Eukaryota; Viridiplantae; Streptophyta; Magnoliopsida; Poales; Poaceae. The record is from the annotation of a GenBank genome assembly.